This is a messenger RNA of Amyelois transitella, 4622 nucleotides long. RefSeq lists its product as uncharacterized. Gene Ontology annotation, molecular function: heme binding; heme transmembrane transporter activity. Gene Ontology annotation, cellular component: membrane. The transcript is spliced from 8 exons. Lineage: Eukaryota; Metazoa; Arthropoda; Insecta; Lepidoptera; Pyralidae. Gene Ontology annotation, biological process: heme export; transmembrane transport. Bases 549 to 1991 code for a protein of 480 amino acids. The record is from RefSeq and is a predicted model, not a curated record.
AUUUUAUUAAUUGGAAACUGGUGGCUGUUCGAUUGAACAAAUUAUGUACUUUGAGAUUCAUUCAAUGUUGUGGAGCGCCCGGUAUUUCAUGUGUUUAUAGUGUAUUUAGUGUUCAAAUGCUGUUAUCGAUGGAAUUGAUAGAACUAAGACUGGGAUAAAUCCACGAUCACCAGUCAAAUUUCAAAUACUAUCUGAUUGUAAUAUACAUGGGAUUAAGGAUGCAAUAAAACAAAUAGACCGCCGACUGAACGGCCUAACAACUGUGAUAAAGUAUUUAGUCUGAGUGGCUUUUGAAAAUGGUCGCGUAAAAUGUGAUAUAUUAAUACUGCUUGUUGAUGAAGUUUUUGAUAAAACAAAUGACUGAAUAUUUAAUUUUAAUGGUGUAACUAAUAGAAAUUAUACGUUUGAUAAUAAUAUAGGUUUGAUUGCAAAUGCAGUGUUUGUGAAGGUUGAAUUUCACGUUAAAGUUAGUGAUAUUAUACGCACAAGAUUUAAAUAUUUUAAUGAUAUUAAAGAUAUAACAAUUAAGACAAUCAAACAGCGUCAAGAUGACAACUGGAAAGCAACAAAAUGGUUUGAUAAACCCAUCAGAGCCUAACACUCAACUGCACAGUCAGAAAGCACAAAAUUUGACAAUAUCGAAUAGUGCGAUUGAGAAAGUGGAUAAUUUAUCUAUACCAGGAAGUGUAAUGGAUGGUGUUACCAUAGAACCUGACGGGAUUUCACUAUACGUAGUUUCAAAUUACAGAUUUGUAAUUCUAGCAUUGUUUGUUAUAUUUUCGGCAUCAAAUUCGAUGCAGUGGACUCAGUACGCGAUUAUAUCGGAUAUAGUGACGGAUUAUUAUGGCGUGUCGAGUAAUCUUGUGUCGUGGACCUCAAUGAUAUAUAUGGUGACGUACGUGCCUUUAAUAUUCCCUGCAAGCUGGCUUCUGGAUAAAGUGGGCCUACGGAUCACGACCAUAAUCGGCGCGUUCGGGACAUGCGCGGGCGCAUGGCUGAAGGUGUUCUCCGUGCCCCAAGACAUGUUCUGGCUCGGCUUCCUCGGCCAGACGGUGGUGGCCGUGUCCCAGGUCUUCAUCCUGAACGUGCCGCCAAGACUGGCAGCGGUCUGGUUCGGCGCAGACCAGGUCUCUUCCGCCUGCAGCGUUGGGGUCUUCGGCAACCAGCUUGGUGUGGCAGUCGGCUUCUUCCUCCCGCCGAUGCUCGUCCGCGCCCAGGGUACCAUCGAGGAGAUCGGAGCCGACUUCCAGCUCAUGUUCUACCUGGUGGCCGGGUUCACAAGCGUGCUGUUCGUGCUGAUACUGCUGUUCUUCAAGAAAGCGCCGCCGAGCCCGCCGUCGGCCGCGGCCGAUCUCGGCUCGAGUCUGGACUCCAACUUCCUCCAGUCCAUCAAGCAGCUUCUCACCAACCGCAACUACGUGCUGCUGCUCAUCUCCUAUGGGCUGAACGUGGGCGUUUUCUACGCCAUCUCCACACUGCUCAACCAGGUCGUGCUCAACCACUUUCCUGGUGCGAACGCGGACGCCGGUCGCAUCGGCCUGGUCAUCGUGGUGGCCGGCAUGGUGGGGUCGGUGGUGAGCGGGAUGGUGCUGGACAAGACCCAUCGGUUCAAGGAGACCACUUUGGCCGUCUACGCCGCCUCCGUGGUCGGCAUGGUGAUUUUUACCUUCACCUUGGACUGUGGCGUCAUUGCUGUCGUUUACCUUAGCAGCAUUAUCCUUGGCUUCUUCAUGACCGGGUAUCUUCCCGUGGGCUUCGAAUUCGCGUCGGAGGUGACUUACCCCGAGCCAGAGGGAACUACGUCAGGCAUCCUCAACGCUGUGGUACAGAUAUUCGGUAUGACGCUUACACUCUCUUACGAGCAAAUGUUGGCCACCAUCGGCGACCGCUGGUCCAACCUGGUCCUCUGCGCGAUCCUGGCCCUGGGCACCGUCAUCACCGCCCUCAUCAAGUCUGACCUCCGCAGGCAAGCGGCACAGAGCAAAGGAUAAACGCGAAAAGUAAAGAGGUUGUCUAUAGUUUUGAACAGAUUAAUAAUAAUGUUUUUUUUUUUAUUUUUUUAAAUAUUGAGGCUUGUAAUAAUUAAAAUCUCUCUCUUCGUCAAGUUCUCAGUUGUGAACUCCGCCACAAUGCUUUGGGCCUGAGGGCGGAGGGUUUUAAAAUAAAUAAAUAGGUAUAUUUAAUACCAAUAAAAGAAUACAUAAUAUACAGAUGAGUCCAGCCACCCACAGUCAUUUCACUUUAAAUUUACUAGCAGUUGUACCUACAGAGACUUUGUUGGUGAAUGAAGGCACCAUAUUUUGUUGAUCAAGGAAUGUCAAGGAUAUAUAUAUAUGGGUUGUGGUUUUGUGUGGCUAAUAAACUGGAUUAAAAUAAUCACCUGAAUUUUGUAGGCUUACCUACAUCUACAGAUUAAUAUCUGCAAUACAGAAUUUUAAUGUAAAUACGACAUUAUGUAAGCCCAUUGUAUAAAAUAAGUGGCUGUUAUUUAUCUAGUCUAUGGAACAAAAAGAGAUAAAACCCAGUUUUUCAACUAUAUUUACGUUAAAAUAUUUUAAUGGUAAACAAAUACCCUUAUACAUAUUAUAUAAUAAUUCGUUCAAAUAAGGCACUUGGUUUGGAUCCAAUUAAAUAUGUUUUUUGCCUUUUGACGUAAGCAUUUUAUAGCAUUGUUUUUAGCAAAGGUGUCUAUAAUCGAUUUUUUUGUACAAAAUACCUACCUAGUACGCGUCAAAUAACAUUACCUAAACGGUACAUUAAAAAUAGGUAGGUACCUACCUACUUUUAAACAUAUUUUGGAAUUUUCCGCACAACUUUGUGAUUUUUUUUUGUACGUACAUAUUUACAAUUUUUUUUAUGGAUACUUGUUGAAAUAUGUGAAUAUACUUCUAUCUAACAAUGGUACUUUGGUUUGACCAAGGUCAAAAGAUAAACACUCUAAAUGUAUGUGAUUAGGUAGUUUAAAACGUAGAUUUUUAGAGAAAAUGUUAGGUAGGUAUAUGAUUGAGCUAAUGGAAAACGAGACAAUAAUUGUGUGAAUAUGUUAGUAAUUAUAAACAGAGUAGUAUUUUGCCAAAAUAAUUAUUAAAGAAUUUUCGGGAAGAUAAGAACUAUAAAUUUAUUCAUAUGAAACGAUAUUUUUGUGGCGGUAUAUCUAGUUGAUGGGUUACAAUAAUUAGGGUUACAAAUUACAAAAAAAAUCUAGUGUUGCCUGAAUCCAUUUAAAUUAUAGUAGGUUUAUAGUAUGUGUAUGUAUAAUUGUUACAUACCUACUAACUUGAUUUUGGCAUUAACAAAAUUGGCCAUAAGUACUAAAUAAAAACAACAAGAUAUAAUUCAAAUCAAAUAAGUAAUAUACUAUUAUAAUCAGCAUAAUUUGACUUAUUUUUAUAAACGUUACGUUUUACUGCUUGUUAAAACCGUAUACAUUUUCGAAACAAUGUCAAAAGAUUUCUUUGAAACUUGAUAAGAGACAGGAAUAAAUAUCUUAAGAUUUACAAAAUUUGUAAAAGCGGUCCUAUCUUCCUAAUAAUGUAUGCGUAGGUGAUAAUAAAAUUGUUGAAAUUUGCCUAUGAUUACCCUAAGUGUCAUUUACGUAAGGCUUGUGAUUUUUUUUAGUUGAAUGAAUACAAAUUACUUAGAUAUUAUAGCAAUGAUAAAAUGUAUGUUAAUGAGUCAGUAUUAAAACUUGUAAGCAGGUACCUAAUGAAAUUUAUUUUAUGCCUAAUUUUUUAAAGUUAAAUCUGUAAGCAUAGGUACUACUAUUUUAUUUAAUAUACCUUAAAUGUAAGUAAUGUAAAUACUUGAAGAAUUUUUUUGUUAAUUUAUAAGGUUUAUCUAUUUAUUUCAUUCGCCGCUACUGGUUUUAUGGUAGAGAAGCUAAACUUACAACAAAAAUAAACUUGAUCGUUUGAUAAACGAUAAGAAUGAAAGAAAGGAGGUGCCAUUCGGGUUACAUCUUUUAAAAAGCUUUAACGUUGCGUAUUACUACAGUACCCGUAGUUACUUAUAAAGUUGAUGUGUUUUAAACAACUGUUCUUUGGUAGGUAUGUAGACAAAUCAACGUAUAAAAAAUUACAACAGGAUGAUAAACUAAGUUGUUGUCCUUAUAGAAAUUUUAUUGCCAUAAAUAUACCUAUUCAGGUUUUUUUAUCAUAGUACUACGGCGACACUUUGUUUUGGAUUAUGUAAAUGAUUACGGGGUACCUUACAUCAUAACUUACCUUCAAUUCAUUUAUCAAAAAUAGGAAUAAUUAAUAAAUGUCAAUGUGCCACUGAAAGUAAAGGAAUCAAUUAUGUUACUUUUAAAUCAAAAUAAUUAUCAGAAUUGAGAUGCAUUAUUAAAUUAACUGACUAAAAAAGCUUUAGUUAGCGAUCGUUUAAAUGAAAUAAAUAGUUGGUACCUUUAGUUAUCUAUGUAAAAGUAGAAAAUAAUUAGUACCUACCUACCUAAUUUAUUAUUUUACUUUUAUGUAUAUCGAACGAUAAUAUGUACCAAUUGAAAAACCCCUAAUUUUUUGGUAAUUUCGUUGUUUUAUUUUUGGAGCGUUUUGCGGUAGAUACAUAUUGGUGUUUAAGUAGGUAUAAUGUUUAGUGUUAUAAUAUAGUUAAAUGUUGAUGGA